AUGGACGCCAUCGACAGGAUCAAGACGACGCUCGAGAUGCUGGAGAAGAAGGAGUCGCUCAUGGCGAGAAAGAUCGCGGAGGAGCUGGCGAACGCGCGCGAGGCGAAUCGACAGGGAAACAAACGACGAGCGCUGCAGCACCUGAAGAAGAAAAAAUUGUACGAAGCGCAGUUAGACGCGCUGGCGACGUCGCAGUUGAAGCUGCAGGAACAGGUGAUCAUGCUGGAGGGAUCGAAGGCGACGAGCGAGACGUACGGAGCGCUGCGAAGCGGGGCGGACGCGAUGCGAAGGAUGGUCAAGGAGACGAAGAUCGAGGACGUCGACGCGACGAUGGAUGCGAUCAGCGAACAGACGGAACAGAUGCGGCAGGUGCAGGAGGCGUUGGGACAACCGGUGGGGUUCGCGGCGGAGUUGGACGAGGACGAGCUGGAGGAGGAGUUGGCCGAGUUGGACGCGUUGGACGUCGAAGACAAAUUACUCGAUUCCGAGCUCGCCCGGGAGUUGGAGGAAGAACCCGCGAUGCCGAGCGUGCCGUUGCCGUCCGUGCCGGCGCCCGCGAUCGCCGCGGACGAAGAAGCCGAACUCAAGGCGCUGCAAGCCGAGAUGGAACUCUUGUGA
Messenger RNA from Ostreococcus lucimarinus CCE9901, 618 nucleotides. RefSeq lists its product with no specific name. Gene Ontology annotation, biological process: vesicle budding from membrane; late endosome to vacuole transport via multivesicular body sorting pathway. The record is from RefSeq and is a predicted model, not a curated record. The transcript is spliced from 2 exons. Lineage: Eukaryota; Viridiplantae; Chlorophyta; Mamiellophyceae; Mamiellales; Bathycoccaceae. Gene Ontology annotation, cellular component: multivesicular body; cytoplasmic side of plasma membrane; ESCRT III complex. The coding region runs from base 1 to 618 and encodes 205 amino acids.